UAAGGCUUGUUUUACUCGCGAAGAUUUAAUUCUUUUAAUUCAUACGUAGGAUUAAUAAAUAAUGGACGAAUUCAAAACGCCUACUUCUAAAAAAUCAAAAAUUAAAGGAACAAAUAAUGAAGAAUUAAAUACACCUAUAAAAAUUCCUUCUUCACCAUUUCUUAAAGAAAUAGGUUAUGGAUGUGGAGUGACCUUAUUUAAAUUAGAAAGAUCUCCUAAAGUUGGAUUUACACGAUCUCCAUGGGCAAUAAAAAAACGUAAUAGAAAUAUUACGGACGAUACGAGAUAUAAUUCAAGAAUUAUAUUCGAGGCAAAUAUUCUUAAAAAAUUGGAGCAUCCGAACAUAGUUGGAUUUAGAGCAUUCACUUAUGGAUUGAAUGGAGAUCCCUGCCUUGCUAUGGAAAAAUUAGAUAUUUCUUUAGGUGAUUUGAUUGAAGAGAAAGUUGAUGCUGGAGAACCACAAUUUUCAGCAGAAAAAAUAUUAAAAAUUUCGUAUGAAAUUGUAAAGGGCUUAGAAUAUUUACAUCACACAGCAUACAUACUUCAUGGUGAUAUAAAAAGUUAUAAUAUUUUAAUUUCAAAAGAUCACAACAUUGUAAAAAUUUGUGACUUUGGUGUUUCUGUACCUUUAAACAAAUCUUUGGAAGUCGACAUGAAAAAUGGAGAAUUUUCAUAUAUUGGUACAAGAUGUUGGAGUGCUCCAGAAGUUAUUAAUGAAGAGGGGCCAAUUACAAACAAAGCAGAUAUAUGGGCAUAUGGUCUUGUUCUUUGGGAAAUGAUAGCAUUGUCACCUCCACAUGUUGAAAAUGCAGACAAAUCAAUGAGUAUAUGUACAGACAAUUCCAUGCUUGAGUGUAAAUCGAUUGAUACCAGUAAAGAAAAUAAUGAUCGAAAUUUAAAUACUGAAGAUAGUUUUAUUCAAAGUUUGAAGGAUCCGGAUGAUAGUAAUUAUGGCACAAGACCCCCAUUACCUGCUAUAAAUCUUGGCCCAGAGUAUGAUAGAGUACUUGAAAUAUUUUGUAUUUGUACAGACACAGAUUUCAAAACGAGACCAAGUGCAAAAGGUGUUAUUUCGUUUUUCAAAUAUUGUGUUCGAGACAUUACUGAUAAAAUAUAAGACGUCUUGUAUAUAUG
Messenger RNA from Ceratosolen solmsi marchali, 1134 nucleotides. Its product is annotated as lymphokine-activated killer T-cell-originated protein kinase. The transcript has 5 exons. The record is from RefSeq and is a predicted model, not a curated record. NCBI's taxonomy places the organism in Eukaryota, Metazoa, Arthropoda, Insecta, Hymenoptera, Agaonidae. The coding region runs from base 62 to 1117 and encodes 351 amino acids. Gene Ontology annotation, cellular component: cytoplasm. Gene Ontology annotation, biological process: protein phosphorylation. Gene Ontology annotation, molecular function: protein serine/threonine kinase activity; ATP binding.